AUGAAGUAUCAAGGUUUCAGAAGUUUGUUUGAUGCUAUUAAAAGACAAUGCAUAUCUAUUCCAAUAUGCAAUAGAAGAUUGAACAAUGAAAAUUCAUCAAAUAUAGUAUAUGACCCUUAUAGCAACAAUUGCAUAGCUUUAACGGAUAAGAUAUCAAUAACUGAUAUUGAUUGUAUACUUAAUGAUACAGAAGACAAAAAAAAAUUUAAAACUAAAAAAACAAAUUUCCUGUAUCAAUCAAAUAUACGAUGUCACCAUGGCAAGAUGGACGAGAUUAAUAGGUCAUGUAUUUGUGACGACGGUUGGGCCAGUACUCUAAAUUGGAAUUUUCCCAUUGUUUCCACAAUGCCAGUUUAUAUGUGUACGGUUCAAAUUCAAAGUACAAACAUUCAAAAACUUCUAUUUAAGAUAAAUAACCUCAAGUUUAAAAAUGUCGUAUCCUUUAUACAACCUUUAAUAUUAAUUAGGUAA
Messenger RNA from Metopolophium dirhodum (rose-grain aphid), 471 nucleotides. RefSeq lists its product as uncharacterized. Bases 1 to 471 code for a protein of 156 amino acids. The record is from RefSeq and is a predicted model, not a curated record. Lineage: Eukaryota; Metazoa; Arthropoda; Insecta; Hemiptera; Aphididae. The transcript has 2 exons.